GCUCUGGGUAAGAGGAAACCCUUAAGUGCUCCGGCUCAGGCAGCUUCACCCUUUUCUGUCUCUCACUUUCUUUUAACUCACACCCGUCAAACGUGUGCGUGCUCAGGACCAGAAUGGCUGCAUCAUCUGCACGGAAAACAGACGCACUCAUCAAAAUGCUGGCUUUUGCUUUGAUUGUCAUCGUUCCACUCUUCAAUGCAGGAGUCAUGGCACAGGAAGACGACGACGAAGUUGUGACAGGAACAACGACGGCCGUGAGAGUAGCAGAGUUCAUAAGAGGAGACGGGAUUGCAAUGACAACUAAAGCUCCAAGUUCAGAAGAAGAUCCACAAGUCAUGAUGUUACCAACCAUGGGCCCUUCUGAUCAAACUACAGAACCGACUGAUCAAACUACAGCAGCAGAAAUGACAGGAGACAAUGGCAACAGCGGACCUGGAGAUAUAGAAGUUAUAACAGCUGGUGAGAACACCAUGGUCACAGAUGAGGUACCAACGGAUACUCCCAAAGUGGAACCAGAGACCCAGCCACCUAUGCCUCCCAGAGGUGACGGCCCCAACAACAACAUACCACAGCUCGUUCCACGGGUAGACGUCGUCUGCGUCAGCAAAGAGGCAGUCCAGGACAAAAAUGCCGUCAGUCUUAAACUCAAGGCCCCCUCCACCUGUGAGGACACCAAAGUGAAGAUUGAAAGUGUUCUGGAGGAGCUGUGUGGUGAGGACUGUAAACUGGAAAUCUACCAGGAGGACAACACAGAUGACAUACUUGUAUCUGGAAAGUAUGUUGAAGAUGAUGUGGCGGGCAUGGCUAACAAGUUCAACAACGACAACAUUAAAGAUAAGACUGAUGUGGAGGAGGCUGUCGCUCGCUGGGGGAAGAACUCUAAGCUGGUGCUGGUCUCUCUGCUGCUGGCCGGUCUGCUGCUGGCUGCACUGCUGAUGGCAGGUUAUUACCUCAAGACCCAUCGCAAGAACUCCAAAGGAGUCAGACUGGCUGACACUUUCCAGGUGGACGAGGAGAACCAGGCUAACACCCUGGUGUCCGUGGCCCCCCUGCCUCAGGAGCCCCUCGACAAGCCCACGGUAAACGGCGAGUCUCCACCUGAAAACGGGAACAACCCCGCCCCCACCACUAACGGACACUCUGCCACCCAGACCCCCGUGGCUGACACGGAGAUGUGAAUCAUGAACCCCCCCCCCCCCCCCGCUCUACUGUCACUGGUUGGGACUCACUACCCACAAUCCCCCUCAGAGACUCUCCACACACUGAGACAAAUACAACAACAAUCCACUGAAUAAAUACACCUCCCCCUUUUUCCUCUUCUACACCUGCAUCUCUCGGGACGAUGAUGAAAACAACAAUGAUGAAGCUCAUGACUAUGAAGAAGAUAAUGACAAUGCCUGUAAUGUGAAAAGUUCGGGGAUCACUGAGGAGUCUGCGUACGCUGUUUUGGGGACUCAGCAGGGCACUGACUGUGGUUUGUUAGACGCCCUGACUUCAGCGUGUGUGUCACAAUCAUUUAGAAAUCCCCAAAUAAUGCCAAAUAAGUGCUGUUGAUCCCUGACGAAGAAGCCGAGAAAUUUUUCAACCAAUCAAGCCAGGCAGACCACCAGAUUUUAUACUGUUGUAAAAAGGACUGAAGCUCACUGCUUCAUUUUUUCUCUGUGAUUCAAGAAAUGAUGAUCUUUGUAGCCCCUCUUGCUUUUACCUUAUUUAAACCUGUAAGUGAAUGACAGGCAAAAAAAAAAAAAGUCUCAAUACAAAGAAUGUCGGCCAUGUUUUCUUAUAUGUCAAACUGAAAUACAAAGCAUUCGCUAGUGAUGUUAAAAUUUUUGUAUAGAAACCAAAGACAGUUGACAUAGUGUUAGCAACAAACCAAUAAGUAAAGCUCCCAUGAAAUCAAACAAACGUUAAAAUACUUUUUUAACAAAUGUGUUGCUAAUACACCAAUCUGGCCAGUUUGAAGGUAUUCUGAAAAUUUUGCAAACCAUUACAACCUUCUUUAAUUUUUUAUCUUUCCCUUGUUACAUUUUCUCUCACUUUUCCUCCUCUACCUGCUCAUCGGGUUAUGAAUGCUGCAAGGAACUUCAUUUGUCAACCGAGCUGUCGAUCAUGACGCAUUUUUUGCAUCACAUAAAAUAUCUACUCAGAAAAUGGCGACGUGGACAUCAAUCAGCGCUGAAAAUAAAAACAGAUUCUGGGUUUGACAAAAAUGUAUUUGACAACUGUUUUCACUUUAGACAGAUGACCCUUGUCCCAUCUGUUAAUGUAGAGGAGGCGGGGUCUAUUGCUGCAGAAAGUCAGCAGGGGGAGCUCUAAACAUUUUGGCUUUACUCCGAAGCGGCUGUUUCUCCGUCCAUCUUAAUAUACAAUCUAUGGUUUUUAACAACAAUCUAUUCUUACGAUGGAAAAUAGUUUCUGCCAUUAGUAUUUGCAUUAGUAAUUUAGACUUGUGUCAUGAUGAACAACUUAACCUUUUUGUCAGAGUUGAACUGAGAUAGGUUGCAGAGUACAUUGUCUAUUUUUGUGGUUGUGUCUUGAUUUUCAUGAUGUCAUAGUGUACAGUGUUUUUUUAUCAAAGUCUACAUUUCUUUCUUAUUUCUCUUCUGUUGUUGGGAAUGAUGAUCAGCAACAUUUUUUAAAUAAGCACAAAAUAAAUGAAAAAAAGCUUUGAAAUUCCAACACACCAUCAAGCAGGUUCAGCAUUCCCAAAAAUGAAACCUGUUUUUUUUUACAUCAGUGAUACACAUUUAUUUUUUUUUAUCUCCUCUGCUUCCAUAAUGUGCUGCAUGUGUAAAUAUGCCUGCUUUCUCUGUACCUGUGCCUCACUCAUAAACUGUGACUGUUUCCAAUA
Messenger RNA from Labrus bergylta (ballan wrasse), 2851 nucleotides. RefSeq names its product hematopoietic progenitor cell antigen CD34. Gene Ontology annotation, cellular component: membrane. The record is from RefSeq and is a predicted model, not a curated record. Gene Ontology annotation, biological process: cell adhesion. NCBI's taxonomy places the organism in Eukaryota, Metazoa, Chordata, Actinopteri, Labriformes, Labridae.